GCCGGCCCCGCCUCCGCCUCUCGCGGGGCCACCGCCCGCGCAGACCCAGAGCGCGGCCGCGGACGAAGAUGGCGACCGCCAUGUACUUGGAGCACUACCUGGACAGUAUUGAGAACCUACCCUGUGAGCUUCAGAGGAACUUCCAGCUGAUGCGAGAGCUGGACCAGAGGACAGAAGACAAGAAAGCCGAGAUCGACAUCCUGGCUGCAGAGUAUAUCUCCACGGUGAAGACUCUGUCUCCGGGUCAGCGCGUGGAGCACCUGCAGAGGAUCCAGAGCGCCUACAGCAAGUGCAGGGAGUACAGCGACGACAAGGUGCAGCUGGCCAUGCAGACCUACGAGAUGGUGGAUAAGCACAUCCGGAGGCUUGAUGCGGACCUGGCUCGCUUCGAGGCGGACCUGAAGGACAAGAUGGAGGGCAGCGACUUCGAAAGCUCUGGAGGACGGGGGCUAAAAAAAGGUCGAGGUCAGAAAGAAAAGAGGGGCUCCCGGGGUCGUGGCAGGAGGACCUCAGAAGAAGACACCCCAAAGAAGAAGAAGCAUAAAGGAGGGUCGGAGUUCACCGAUACCAUCCUGUCGGUGCAUCCCUCUGACGUGCUGGACAUGCCCGUGGACCCAAACGAGCCUACCUACUGCCUGUGCCACCAGGUGUCCUACGGGGAGAUGAUUGGCUGUGACAACCCGGAUUGCCCCAUCGAGUGGUUUCACUUCGCCUGUGUGGACCUGACCACGAAGCCCAAAGGAAAAUGGUUCUGUCCACGGUGUGUUCAGGAAAGGAGGAAGAAGAAGUAAGGAAGAGGCGGACGCCCGGACCCGAAGAGCACGUUAAUACAUCCCUUCAUUCACGUCGCAAUAUUUUAUCUUCAUUUUAAAACGACCUUGUUUCCAAUGAUAUUUAAUAACUCAAUGGCCAGUUGUAAUUCUGGAUAUUUCCUAAAACAAACAAGAAGCCACCUGAGCCCUGUUGCCCAGAGGAGUGCCCCUAGGGGACUUACCACAGUGACUCCAUUCUCAUGACUUUUCGUACAGACCCCUGGCCCCAAGCAUGGCGGUCACAGCGAGUGGCCCCAGGACUUCGAGGGGUGUGCGUGCCUGGUACACUGCCAUCGCUUUGCAGCUGGAGGUGUGAGCCCUGGUCAUCUGUCUGUGGUUUCCCGGGGCUGCUCCCCGAGAGCCCGGCACCACUGCAGGCGCCUCUGACCCUCACUGAGAGCGGUGCAUGUGGAGCCUGGUGACGAGCCUGGGAGGGGCCGGCUCUCCCCGGGGCGGGCAGGGGUCUCAGCUUCGCUGUGCACUGCCUUUUCAUCUGGACUCCCACUUCCCUCCAUGAGGGGUUUACUUUCUGGAGUAAACGGCUCUCCAUUAGCGAACGAUAAGAGACGGCCCAGCAGACGGGCUGAUGUUCUGUUUCCCUGGGAAUUCCUGGCAUUUUUACUGUGAAGAUGAAUUAUCGUGGUAGCAUGAAGAUAGUGGUCUGUGUGAAUAUGGAGUGAGUCCAAGCCGCUAGGGGCUGAUUUGAAACCUGUUCAUUUGCACAGCAGAUGAGCAGCUUAGAUCAAGGAGACAAUUAUGUGAUGUGAUUUGUGAAUUUCUUGUGCCACAAUAGCAAUUCUGGAUGAAGCUAGGAAACUAGAGUGUCCUUUCUCUUUAAACAGCAUUCACCAAA
Molecule: messenger RNA, 1665 nt
Organism: Delphinapterus leucas (beluga whale)
Lineage: Eukaryota; Metazoa; Chordata; Mammalia; Artiodactyla; Monodontidae
Gene: ING5
Product: inhibitor of growth family member 5
Biological process (GO): positive regulation of apoptotic signaling pathway; regulation of DNA-templated transcription
Cellular component (GO): nucleus
Molecular function (GO): chromatin binding
Source: RefSeq, a predicted model, not a curated record